This is a messenger RNA of Anneissia japonica, 2021 nucleotides long. RefSeq names its product 3-ketoacyl-CoA thiolase B, peroxisomal-like. Gene Ontology annotation, biological process: phenylacetate catabolic process; fatty acid beta-oxidation. Bases 144 to 1496 code for a protein of 450 amino acids. The transcript has 10 exons. Gene Ontology annotation, cellular component: peroxisome. Gene Ontology annotation, molecular function: acetyl-CoA C-acyltransferase activity. The record is from RefSeq and is a predicted model, not a curated record. NCBI's taxonomy places the organism in Eukaryota, Metazoa, Echinodermata, Crinoidea, Comatulida, Comatulidae.
UAUUGUUUACUUGCGACCACACUUCUGUUUCUGUUCCACUUUCUAGGUUAGUGUGUUGCUUAGUCGAAAUUUCACAUGGAAAUUUGCUGGUAGAAGGUUUAUAUUUUGAAUACAAAUAACUUACUGCAAUAUAGCGAACAGUUAUGGAUCGGUUAGCUUCCAUUACUCGGCAUUUAAAUGCACCGGUUGCAUCUGGACCAAGAUUCCCUUCGAUGAACUCCGAGGCUGUGGGCAGACAGGUGUUCAGCGAAAACCAUGAGCCUAGGACCAUAAACUCCGGUGUAAGCAUGAACCAUACAGCUGGAAGAGGAAGACCCGAUCCUGAAGAUAUUGUUGUAGUCUCAGCAAAGAGAACACCUAUAGGAAAAGCUAAUAGAGGUUCUUUUAAGGAUACAUAUCCAGAUGAUUUAUUAGCUCCUGUUUUUCAAGCUGUACUUGCUGAUGCAAAACUAGAUCCUAAAUUAGUUGGCGAUAUCGUCAUUGGCAACGUAUUGAUGCCUGGUGCUGGUGCUCAUCUCACUCGCGUGGCACAAUUCAGAAGUGGUAUUCCUUACAAUGUUCCAUUGACUACUGUGAAUCGGCAGUGUUCGUCAGGUCUGCAGGCAGUUAUGAAUGCUGCUGGUGGUAUUAAGAGUGGCGUAUAUGAUAUUGCUAUUGCUGGCGGUGUUGAAUCCAUGUCAAAAUAUAAACAGCCUUCAGAUCCAAGUCAGUUGAAUCCUAAGAUAUUUCAAAGCAGCGACGAACAAGACCUUCUAGUUCCAAUGGGCAUUACUUCGGAAAAUGUAGCAGAGGAGUUUGGAAUUUCAAGAGAAGAACAGGACCUGAUGGGAUAUGAAUCUCAGAUGAAAGCUGCAAGAGCACAAAAGUUGGGACUUUUUGAUGAUGAAAUUGUUCCAGUGAAGACAACGAUUGUUGACAAGAAUGGAGAUGAACAUGAAAUUACGGUUACAAAAGAUGAUGGUGUAAGAGCGCAAACAACAAAAGAAGGCCUAGCCAAGCUAAGACCAGCCUUCAAGCAAGGAGGAACUACGACAGCAGGUAAUUCAAGUCAAGUGAGUGAUGGCGCUGCAGCUGUGGUAAUUGCCAAAAGAUCUGCAGCAGAAAAACAUAGACUACCAAUCCUAGGCCGACUUGUAUCAUUUGCUGUGGUAGGCGUUCCACCUCAUAUAAUGGGCAUUGGGCCUGCUUUUGCCAUCCCCGAAGCCCUGCUAAAAGCUGGCCUGACUAUUGAUGACAUAGAUGUUUAUGAAAUCAAUGAAGCAUUUGCUAGUCAGGCAACUUAUUGCAUCAACAAAUUGGGAAUUCCAAAGGAGAAAUUAAAUCCACUAGGUGGCGCCAUUGCAUUGGGUCAUCCAUUGGGAUGUACUGGUGCAAGACAAAUAUCAACACUUCUUUAUGAACUCAAGAGGAGAGGCAAACGAGCAUAUGGAGUUGUAUCCAUGUGUAUUGGAACUGGAAUGGGAGCAGCUGCAGUGUUUGAAUAUCCAGGACGAUAAAGAAAUAUCCAUAAUACUUCAAUAAGAAAUAAUCAACAGUGGUGGCAACAGACUGCGAUUCAGGAAUAUAUAUUGCAUCCCACAGAAGCCGUGUUUAAUGAAUUUGAAUUGAGCAACCAGAUAAAAGGAACAAUUUUAUGAUGGCAUCACUGAUUAUAUAUGGCUUGAAUGAUAUUACAUGAAACAUUUAGUGAUGAGGAAAUUCUCAACAUGAAUUAAUUAAUUAUCAUCGUUAGACCGGUCAAUCAUGUUGAUUUUAUAAAUUUAUAUUUUUUUUUUUUGAAGUGGGUGUUCCGUUUCUGUAUGGACCAUAUGGUUCCUUUAAUAAAAAAUGACUUUAUUUACAGAUGGACUUUGAAAUAUAAUUAUAUAUUAAAAAUGAAUAUGAAAAUUGAUUUUAUAAUUUGUGUUGUUAAUUCUUUUGGCAUCUUUAUGAAUUUUUAUUUUAUAGAUAGUAUUUUAAUUAAGAUAUACUGGCUGUGAUUAAAUCAAGAAAACCAUCAACAAUAUAAUUAAAAUAUUGAA